Molecule: messenger RNA, 1296 nt
Organism: Plodia interpunctella (Indianmeal moth)
Lineage: Eukaryota; Metazoa; Arthropoda; Insecta; Lepidoptera; Pyralidae
Product: kunitz-type serine protease inhibitor A-like
Exons: 7
Coding region: 445-951 (168 amino acids)
Molecular function (GO): serine-type endopeptidase inhibitor activity
Source: RefSeq, a predicted model, not a curated record
AGAAAUUGUGUCUGCCACAAAAACGAUUUUACGUGUUGAUCACUAUAAGCCCUAAAUAUUUUGUUCAGUUAUUUUUAUGAAAUUAUCCAUUAAUCAGAACUUGAGUACUUUCAUUUAUUAGUUAAGUAUCUAAUAAAUAUUCCAAAAAUAUUUUAAGCACUAACGCCCUAAAACGCGUCUAUGGAUGGUUUCACGCACAGGUUUCGUCACGCUGCAAAUCGCGCAUGACUCUCUCCAAAGUACAGAAGGAAAGUCUUUUUAAUUAGUUGUGCAGAAGGGAAACAAAUUACCAGGGCCGGAAGGCUUUAAAAUCACGCCGUUAACCAUGCUUGGCGAAAUUGGUAUAUAGAAACACUUAUGAAAAUUGAUUCCGACAAAUCGUUUUAUAGGUAGUAAAGUAGUAGGUAGAAAAAGUGCCAAUAAAUAAAUGUUAAUAGUACAGAGAUGGCGCUCAGUGAGCACUCUAUCGAGCAGAAGCAUGAUGAGGUAGAUCUUCAGAGCAAUUCCAAUGUUUCUGAUUCGAAAGCUCUCCGCUCCAGACGCUAUAAAGGUAAUUUACAGGAUGUGUGGAUGUGGGAUCUCUAUUGUCAUUUGCAACCCUCAAGAGGCAGUUGUUAUAAAGAUUUAACAAGGUAUUAUUACGAUGCCCAGAUGGAUACAUGUCGUCCGUUCAAUUACUCAGGCUGUACUGGAAACCAAAACAAUUUCCAUUCCUCCAUCGAGUGCGAACGACGCUGCAAAGGCGCCAACUUCAUGGGUGUGAAUGAACAAAGCUUGCCUACAGUAUGUUACUUACAACCAGAUUCGGGCAUGUGCUUACUUUUUGCGACAAAGUAUUACUACGACUUGGAUGCAAGUAAAUGCUUGGAGUUCACGUACGGCGGCUGCGGAGGCAACCUGAAUAGGUUCGAGUCGGAGGUCAGCUGUAAGGAAUACUGUAGCACGAGUUGAGAAGCUAUUUUUUCCGUUAAAUUCAAAAAUAAUUGUUGAUAGAUAUAGGAUAAUAAAUGACAAGAGUAUAUAAAAUAUACAAUACAUACCAGACAUUACAUAUAAAAUAUACUAGACACAUUUACCUAAAUGCAUAGGUAAAUUAUCUACCGGUCGGUCUGGGGAGGUACCCGCGUAUUUUUUUUAUUUAUUGUUGAUCUACGGAUCUACACCACCUCAGACAGACCUUUUCGCUACCCAACAGGCAAGAUCAAUAAAAAAAAUAUAAAUGAGAUGAACUUCCCUAAGAUAAAAGCGCUCAAGAAAAUAAUAUUUAUUUCAACUUUAUAAUAAAUGUAGACUAGA